Amphiprion ocellaris (clown anemonefish) is the source of this 2360-nucleotide messenger RNA. RefSeq names its product ecto-ADP-ribosyltransferase 4-like. The transcript has 3 exons. The record is from RefSeq and is a predicted model, not a curated record. NCBI's taxonomy places the organism in Eukaryota, Metazoa, Chordata, Actinopteri, Pomacentridae. Gene Ontology annotation, molecular function: NAD+-protein-arginine ADP-ribosyltransferase activity; NAD+ poly-ADP-ribosyltransferase activity. Bases 361 to 1239 code for a protein of 292 amino acids.
GUGUCCAAAAAAUAAAACCCUUCUAAGCCUGUGUUUUGCAACUGAAUAACUUCCCUUUGUUUGUUUUUUCCUUGAGCUACCUACGCAACAGGAUUUGCCAGUACAACCACAAGUAGAACCUCCCUCUCGCAAUACAAACACUUAUAUAACAAAAUCAGUUUCUUUCAUUUGCACCCAAUGAACGCAUGCACGGCAUAUGAAUAUGCUGGAGGGAAUUUGUGAAGAAGAACGUGUGAGCCGUGCGGUUAUACCUGUAAACUCUGUGAUGUGGAACUUCUUUGCUGGCAAACGACUGCAUUCUUCACAUUUCUUUCAGAGGAAUUACAUGCCACUGUUAGAAGCAGUUCAUAGAGGAAAGAUAUGAAGUUUGACAAAAAACCAGCGUGCGAACUGAAAUCACUGAGAGACUGCACAGCCCUUUGUGUGUUGUUGGGGUUGGUGCUCCUAUUGUAUGAUGACCCAUUUCUAAUACUCUGGUGGCCUCAGAGACCAACUGAGAAAACUAAGGCGACCUCUUUUCCUCUGGAUAUGGCUACAGAAUCCAUUGAUGACAUGUACGAGGGUUGCCGAUCCAGCACAGCCUCUGUGAUUGACCUUUAUGGUGUGUUUGAGUCGCACUUCAACAGAAACUUCAGUUUCACCUGGGCAUUCGCCGAAAGAAAUGCAAAGAAACCUACACACAAGGACCUGAAAGAUGACCAUGCAACAGUUUUGUACCUGUACACCAAAGUGAAAUACAUCCGAGAAGAGUUCAACAGAGCAGUGAAAACGGGGAAACACAAGUACAUCACAGAUGGAUUUAAGUUCCACUACUUCUACUUCUAUUUGACGGAUGCUAUUCAAGUUGUGCGUCACAACCAGACAUGGUGCAGGACCACCUAUCACAGGACAUGGAAGAAGUUCAAGCAAAAUAUCGUCAGCACAAACAUGCGUUUUGGUGCUUUUACGUGGACGACUUCAAGCAAGAGCUCAGCUGGAUUCGAUGGGAAUGUUUCCUGCUUUGAGAUUUAUACGUGCCUCGGUGCUGAUAUCACAUAUUACUCCAGCAUAAACCAGAGGGGGCAAGUGCUCAUUCCUACUUAUGAGGUUUUCAAAGUCACAGAUGUUCUCACAAACGAUCCGUGGUGCAGUGUGGUCUAUAAGCUACAAAGCACCAAAGUGCCAAGGAGAUAUCUCAACUGUAAAGUGACUGAAAAGCUCAUAAAUACAUAUACCAGACCUGGUUCAACACACUGGUAAGGAAGCCAAGUUGUGAUGAUGUCAGCAUGUGUGAUCCUGCUGAUAAUAAGUUCUCCUGUUCUUGUAAAAUACAAGGAGAAGUGCUAUGUGGCUGCAGUGCUGGGGGCUCUGCUGGUGUUUGUAGCUGUCGCAUUAAUGUUGAGUUAGUCAGUAAAUGAAAGACAGCUGACGGUUGCGAUGGUUGUCAAUGUGAGAAUUCACAAAAGAUGUUUUUGAAAGUUACGAAGAAAUGCAACAUUCUCCUUAGUAAGCUCAGUUUUGCAAAAUAAAAGCCAAAUAAUUUCAGAUUUUUAAAGUUCAGAUUUUGAUCAUCAUUCCGUUCUGGAGUAGAAAAAUGGUGCUAACUGUUAUAACAACCUUUCAGUUAAAGCAAUAAUACUGUGGGACUGUCAGCAGCCACAGGAACCUUUGCAUGUACAUUAAUGACACAUGUUAAAAAAUGCAGAAGCCAUUAGGGGAAAUAAUAUAGAUUAUAUAUAAAGAGAUACUUUUGUUCUCCGGUGUUUCUGCACCGGUUUCUCCAAACGACUGCACUCAAACAGGAAUUUGCAGACUUUAUGAAUGUCCCUCCCUUGAGUGGAAUGGCCUGUAAGGUUAGACUGAAUGAUAACAGAGCUGUGGCAAGUGAAGAAAAAGUCGUAAACUCUUCCUUUCAAUUCAAACAAUGCAUUGGAAUACAGUAAAUACUUUAAACCUGCAGUGGUGUCUUCAGACAGUUUUCAAAAGAGGUAGUAAUAUGGACCCUAAAAAGCCAUAACUAAAAUUCUGUAAUUUUUAUUAUUGUUGCUGUUUAAAUGCUAUAAAUAAGAGUUAAGAAAUCACUCACUAAUAUACCUUGGCCCUAUAUUUUACAGUGAGGGUUACAAAUUUUCUGAUGUACACAAACUAUUUGAGGGGGAAUAGUUCACUCAACGACAAGACAUCCAGAGCUUAUUUACGACUUCAAUAUUGAAAAUUCUGUCCCUGUGUGAUGAUAAUUUGUCUUACUACAGCCAAUUAUGAAACAAUAAAAUGUAUUUUUAUUGCUACCUGUUGCUGUAUUUUGAUAGUGAUGAAAUACAUCCAUGCUGUCACUGCUGUAAAAUGGAAAAUUAUCCUAAUAAAAUAAGAAAAAAAUGUGA